AAGAGCAGGACCAACAGGCCCAAAACGACUGCUGAGAGGCCAGGCCAGCCACAAACCGUGAGGGCUGUGAUGCUGCAUUUGGCAUACCAACCACUGCUUCCCACUGGGAGCAAAUACCUCCAGCUGAAAUGGGACCAGGCUUCAUAUGACAUGCACAGGAGAAAGGUGAAAUCAGCUAAACCAACAAUAAACACAACACCACCCACGACCUACAAUCACCUGGCUCUCAAGCAGAAGAAACAGAAGCUCGAAGAGCAGCGGAUGAUGAAGAUUCAGAAGGAAAACAACAUGCUUCUGGAGAAAAUAUCACACAUCAUGAGGACCACCGGACGAAUUGACAACAGGAAUGACUAUGAGAGGAAAAGUCUUGGCAGGGAGAGGCGACAGCUGGAGAUGCUCCGUAUUACCAAGGAGAAUCAGAUGAUCUUAUUCCGUCUGAGCCAAUGCAGGCCUCACUAUAAUGUGAGGAUCUGGCAUGAGGACUGGCUCAAGACUCUUAAGGUGAUGGACAGCAUUGCACGUUACCCACGAGGAUGGGCACAGCAGCAAAAGGACAAAGAAAAAUCCUGUCAGAAGAGCAGUGACUGCGAAAAUGAAGAAAAGACCAGCACUGAUGCAACAGGACGUACCGCUGAAAGCAACACGACCAGUGGCAAAGCAGAAAGUGAGGAGAAGGGAGAGAGGAAAGACGCCAGCAAGGAGGAAGCAGAGGCACUGGUCCAAGGGGGGGCAGGAACACACACUGCUCCCAAACUGAGCGCUCCUGAUCUGAUAACAAAUACAAGAAACAAACAUCCUCAUGCAGCUGAAAGUUCUCCCUCGUCUGAUAAAACUGAAAUGUCAAACACCCCUAACACAACACGUGUCAGCAGGCCGUGCACGCCUGACACACAAACACAUGAGCAGGAGACUGCAGGCAGUGACUACAAGGACACAACUUAG
Molecule: messenger RNA, 942 nt
Organism: Myripristis murdjan (pinecone soldierfish)
Lineage: Eukaryota; Metazoa; Chordata; Actinopteri; Holocentriformes; Holocentridae
Gene: cfap97d2
Product: CFAP97 domain containing 2
Exons: 6
Coding region: 70-942 (290 amino acids)
Source: RefSeq, a predicted model, not a curated record